Molecule: messenger RNA, 1572 nt
Organism: Lichtheimia ornata
Lineage: Eukaryota; Fungi; Mucoromycota; Mucoromycetes; Mucorales; Lichtheimiaceae
Product: inosine-5'-monophosphate dehydrogenase
Exons: 3
Coding region: 1-1572 (523 amino acids)
Biological process (GO): GTP biosynthetic process
Cellular component (GO): cytoplasm
Molecular function (GO): IMP dehydrogenase activity
Source: RefSeq, a predicted model, not a curated record
AUGUCAUACCUUGAUCCUUCCCAAGCUACUGCUACUUUGGCUACCUACAAGGAGCGUGAUGGUUUGUCUGUUGACCAAUUGUUGGAUCCUCAACUGAGCGGUGGCUUGACCUACAAUGAUUUCUUGGUCCUCCCUGGUUAUGUUGACUUUCCCGCAAGCCAGGCUUCAUUGUCUACCAAGAUCACCAAGAACAUCACCUUGAACUCCCCAUUGAUGUCUUCUCCCAUGGAUACUGUCACUGAGACCGAGAUGGCAAUUGCUAUGGCUCUUUUGGGUGGUAUUGGUAUUAUCCAUAACAAUUGCCCUCCUGAGGAACAAGCUGCUAUGGUCCAAAAGGUCAAGAAGUUCGAGAAUGGCUUCAUCACUGAUCCUGUUGUCUUGUCUCCCAACCACACUGUUGCUGAUGUCAAGGAGAUCAAGGAAAAGUCGGGUUUUUGCGGUAUUCCCAUUACAGAAAAUGGUCAAUUGCAAAGCAAGCUUGUUGGUAUUGUCACUGCUCGUGAUAUCCAAUUCCACACCGAUGACUCCUCUCCUCUCAAGGAUAUUAUGACCAAGGAUCUUGUUGUUGCCAAGACUGGUGUGACUCUUGCUCAAGCCAACGAGAUUUUGAAGGAUUCCAAAAAGGGCAAGCUUCCUAUUGUCGAUGAGAAUGGUGCUCUUGUUGCCUUGUUGUCCCGCUCCGAUUUGCUCAAGAACCAAGAAUACCCAUUGGCUUCCAAGAAGCCUCAAUCCAAGCAAUUGUUGGUGGGUGCUGCUGUUGGUACUCGUCCCGAUGAUAAGGAUCGUCUUGCUCUUUUGGUUGAAGCUGGCCUUGAUGUUGUCGUCCUUGACUCUUCCCAAGGCAACUCCAUCUACCAAAUUGAGAUGCUCAAGUGGGUCAAGCAAACUUAUCCUCAACUCGAAGUGAUUGCUGGCAACGUUGUUACUCGUGAGCAAGCUGCCAACCUUAUCGCUGCUGGUGCUGAUGGUCUUCGUAUUGGUAUGGGUUCUGGUUCCAUCUGUAUCACUCAAGAAGUCAUGGCUUGUGGUCGUCCUCAAGCUACCGCUGUGCGUCGUGUCUCUGAAUUUGCUGCCCGCUUUGGUGUUCCUACCAUUGCCGAUGGUGGUAUUGGUAACGUCGGCCACAUUGUCAAGGCUAUUGCUCUUGGUGCCUCUGCUGUCAUGAUGGGUGGUCUUUUGGCUGGUACUACUGAAGCUCCCGGUGAAUACUUUUACCAUGAAGGUCAACGUCUCAAGCGUUACCGUGGUAUGGGUUCCAUUGAUGCUAUGAGCAACAAGGGUGGUAAGGAUGGUAAUGCUGCUACCAAGCGUUACUUUAGCGAAGGUGAUACCGUCAAGGUGGCUCAAGGUGUUGUUGGCAAUGUCGUUGACAAGGGCUCUGUUCGCAAGUUUGUUCCUUACCUCAUCACUGGUCUUCAACACUCGCUUCAAGAUAUGGGUGUUCGUAGCAUCAAUGAGUUGCAAACCAAGGUCACUGAAGGUGUUGUUCGUUUCGAAAAGCGUACUGCCUCUGCCCAAAUGGAAGGUGGUGUCCACGGCUUGCACAGCUACGAAAAGAAGCUCUUCCAAUAA